AUGAAUUCUCCUGUGAUUGUUUUCAUCCAUUCGGAGAUCUAUAAAUCGUCUGGAAGGAGUGACGAAUUUAAUCCAGAAUAUCUAAUUCAACAUGAUAUAGUUUUAGUUACAAUUACCAAUCAUCUGGCAGCUCUUGGAUUUUUGAGCACAGGAACCAAGGAAGCUCCAGAAAAUAAUGGAUUGAAAUAUCAAGUUGUUGCGCUACGAUGGGUGAAGGAACACAUAAAAUCAUUUGGAGGUGAUCCCUAUUCCAUAACAAUCAUGGGAUAUAGCGCUGGUGCCAUUAGUGUCAUUCUACACUUGGUUUCGCCAAUGUCAGGAUGUCUUUUCCACAAGGCAAUUGUGAUGAGUGGAGCUGCGACCGCUCAAUGGAAUGUUCCAAAAAUCAAAACAGAAAUGGCGAAAAGGCAAGCUCGCAUUCUUAACUGCCCAGAUCACCCAUAUUUUGCACAUAACAUAAAAGAAAUAUAUUUUCAAACUUCUUUUGAACAAAAAACCGCAUCUCUCAUUCGCAACGAAACUCUUCAAACGGAAAUGGAUACGAAUUUCGUGAAAUGGGCACCGAUUUGCUUUCUAUACGAAGGAGACACACCAAAAUCGAAAAUAAUCCCAGCCCAACUGCGGUUGAAUUUCUUGAAGUAA
Sitodiplosis mosellana (orange wheat blossom midge) is the source of this 642-nucleotide messenger RNA. RefSeq names its product carboxylic ester hydrolase-like. The record is from RefSeq and is a predicted model, not a curated record. NCBI's taxonomy places the organism in Eukaryota, Metazoa, Arthropoda, Insecta, Diptera, Cecidomyiidae.